Messenger RNA from Effrenium voratum, 1212 nucleotides. Lineage: Eukaryota; Dinophyceae; Suessiales; Symbiodiniaceae. The record is from the annotation of a GenBank genome assembly.
AUGGCGCUCCGAGCUCUCCUGUUGACCCCGGCCCUGGCAGCGGGCAGCUGCUUGGAGAUGGGCACCAUCUCCAAGGAUCCUUUGGUGCCGUUGCCGUCCGCCUACUUUAAGACUUGGAGCGAAUGCCAGAGGGCCUGCGAGACCAACCCCACCUGCCAGUGGUUCUCCUUCAAAGAGGACAGCGCACCGACGCCGGGCGCCUGCUACUACUUCACCAAGACGGACGUGGCCACGGAGCCGGACGCCAAGGCCUUCUCCGGUCCCAAGGGCUGCCAGGACACCACCGUUCUGACCGACGCCGCGACCGCUGCGGCUGGCAUGGCCUCCAACCUGCAGGAGGGCGCCAACGGUGCUGCGGCCACGAUGGCGGAUGGCUUGAACGGUCUCCAGGACGGCGCGGCUGGCACUGCGGCUGACAUGCAGAACGCCGUGGCUGGCCACUUGAACAGCCUUCAGGAGGGCGCCAACGGCGCUGCGGCCAGCAUGGCGAAUGGCUUGAACGGGCUCCAGGAGGGGGCCAGUGGCACUGCGGCCAGCAUGGCGGAUUCCGUGAACGGCCACUUGAACAGCCUCCAGGACGGCGUGGCCGGGGCGGCUUCCAGUUUCAAGGAGGGCGCCGCCCAUGCCUUCGACGUCACAGGCACCAACCAGGACCACCCGGUAGCGGAGCACAUGGGCAUGGCAGCGAAUGGGCUGAUCCCUGCUGGCGUUUUCACGUCUGAGGACGGCAAGGGCAAGGCAAUGGCUGCCGGCAGCAGUGCCGAUGAUCACACGGCGCUCUACGCCAUUGUGGGCGGCGGCGUCGGCGCAGCGCUCAUCGGCGCGGGUGCCUUUGCCAUGAUGGGCUUCAAAGGCACCAGCCCGGAGAAGCGCAAGGCGAAGCGGGGCUUGUCCAACGUCGCGGCAGGCAGCCAGGCGAGGCAGGUCGACGUCGAGGCGGCAGCUGCCAGCUUGCAGCGCGCCGCCCCAGCGAUGGCUCCUCAGGCCAUGGCGGCCCCGGCCAUGGCUGCGCCGUGCCAGUACCCGACGGAGCCCACGGCCUACGCGCCCAUGGCCUACCAGGCUGAAGGCUAUCAGAUGUACCAGCCGCAGGCCUACCAGGCGGCCUACCAGCCACAAGGCUAUCAGAUGGCCUACCAGCCGGCAGCGUACCAGCAGCCCAUGACCUACCAGGCUGCGCCUGCUUAUCAGCCCGUGACCUACCAGCAGUAA